GCUGCCGGUUCGUGGCGGCGGGGGCGGCCGGGCAGUGCCGCCUCUCGGCCCUUACCUAACGCGGGCAGGGCUGACCUUAUGUAAGGGCAGAGGCGGGGCCGGCACAGCUGUGGUGGAGGCAGCAGCGCCAUGUCCUGGUACCGCAACACCGUGUGGUUCGUGAAGGGGCUGCGGGAAUACACGAGGGGCGGCUACGAAUCUGCUUCCAAGCAUUUCAAUCCAGCUGAUGUGGAGGUGGAUGUGAGUGGGAGAUCCUUCCUGGUCACCGGUGCAAACAGUGGCAUUGGCAAGGCCACAGCCAAGGAGAUAGCAAGGAGAGGUGGCAUGGUUCAUCUGGUUUGCCGAAAUAAGGAACGGGCCGAGGUUGCCCAAGAAGAAAUAGUGACAGAAACGGGCAAUCCGAAUAUCUUCUUGCAUAUUGUGGAUAUAUCUAAUCCCAAGGAAGUAUGGAAAUUUGCUGAAAAAUUCAGAAAUGAACAUAAAUUAAAUGUGUUGAUCAACAAUGCGGGAUGUAUGGUGAAUAACAGAGAGUUAACUGAAGAUGGACUUGAAAAAAACUUUGCAACAAAUACUUUGGGUACAUACAUCCUGACAACUGCCCUGCUGCCCCUCCUGGGAAAAGAAGCUGAUGCCAGAGUGAUAACUGUCUCUUCUGGGGGCAUGCUAGUUCAAAAAUUAAACAUAUCUGACUUGCAGUCGGAAAAUGGGACAUUUGAUGGAACUAUGGUGUAUGCACAGAACAAGAGACAGCAAGUUGUCUUGACAGAACGGUGGGCAAAAGCUCACAGAAACAUCCAUUUCUCCGUAAUGCACCCCGGCUGGGCAGACACUCCAGCCGUGAGGUCGUCAAUGCCAGACUUCUAUGAGAAGAUGAAGAACUCCCUGCGCACAGAGGCCCAGGGAGCUGACACUGUGGUAUGGUUGGCAGUAUCAGCUGAGGCAACCAAGUUACCAAGCGGCUUGUUCUUCCAAGACAGGCAGCCAGUCGCUACACACUUACCCCUGGCAAGCACCCACAGUCCACUGGAGGAUGAGGAGAAGCUAAUGGCAGUGCUGGAAGAGUUCUCCCAGAAUUUUAGAUCCAGUUCGCCAGGAACUUAAUGUCACUGCUGACACAGUGUAACCAUAAAGCUUCUAAUUACACAGUAACACACUUGCUGUAGUAUCCCUGCUGUUGAGGGGAAGUAGGAUGCCAUAGGCCUGUUAAAAAUGAAUUGGGUUCAGGUGUUCUCAUAAUGGGGGAGAGUGGUUCCUGUGUCAUUUUUUUCUGCUGCUGAGUCUCUCCCAUUGUGAAUAUGCACCUGCUGUCUCAAGACGCACUCAGGUUGUGUUCUUUGAAUUGGAAGAAAAAUUGGGAGGCAUUAAAAUAAAACCCAAGACUUUGUAAAGUUACCCAGAAUAAUUUAAAACAUUCAGCACAGAGAAAUGUAGAGGAGUGUUCUUUCAGUAGCCUUUGUGAAAGACUUCAGGAAAGAAGUGGGAAAUGUUUUAAACAACAUUUAACCACUGUAUUUGACGGGUUGGUGGCGUCAUUCACUGCAUGAGGAUGACUGGGCUCAAACCUAUAACUGGGAAUGCAGAAACUCUCUUGCAGUGUCUGCUUAGUUUAAAUAGAGGAAUUCCUCACAGCCUUCAGUUUCUGUAAAUCAGUGCUGAUAUGCAGAAAUUAUCUGCUUCCUCAUGUUUAAACAGCAAGAAUUUAGGAACACUGCCAAAUGCCUUCCACAUUACUUUAUGGAGCCAGGGCUGAGUAUUAUCCCAUUUAUGUCAAUAUACCAUGAAGUAGGAGGUUUCAACACAUAACACACCCAGACAGGGCUGGAUCCAGCAGGGAAAUGGCUGUAUGACUGUCGGCAUGAAAAGAAAUAACAUGCUAAGCUGUAUAUGCUUGCCAUUUCCGCAAAAGAUUAAAGGGAAUUGCUGUAUCAUUAUGGAUGGAUUAAGAGGGGGAAGGGAGCAGUGUGGGGCACAGGUUUUAGAGGUGAAGUCCACCUCCUGAUGAGAGGGUUGUAUUUUGUCUGCAUCUGUUCACUUUCAGACCCAGAGGAUGGGAUCCAUCUAACCUGAUCUGUGGACAUUGAAUUACUUACUGGGAUUCUCACUGUAAAGUGCGUAGAGAGAAAACAGGCUUUUUCAGAGGGAUUUACUGAAUCUAGUUUAAGAAACAUCACCUACAGUCCUACAUCUUUCUACUAAUGAUGAAGACAGCUCAGACAAAGACACUCAGGUGGGAUUCAUUUUGUCUUACUUAUUUCAGAUUUACUGCAAAGCAGUGGUAACACAUUUUCUCAUGAACUGUGUUUAUAAGCCAACUGCCUAUAGAACCCAGCCAGCUGGUCACACUUUUUCACACAUGGCUCAGACCUGUGUGGUAGGACAAACAACUUAGACACAAAUAUAACACAGGUGUUCUUGAGGUCUCUGCAGUGACUGGUAGCUAAGGUCCUGCAGAUGGGUGCGGGAGAGCUCCUUAUAUCUGCUUUACAUAAUUUUAUUUCCCCAAAGAUACCUUCCUGGCUGAUGGCAUUUACUAAUUAUUCAAAGACCUCCCAUAAAGUAUCAGUUUAGGAAAAAACUUCUCUUUUCAGCCUAUUAUCAGUCUCCUUGGAAAUAAAGACUUUACUGUCAGAGAGGCCCUGAAAUAAGCUUUCCCAUGAUAAGCAGUGCUGAAACAAGUGAGGCUGUCACAGCUCUUCCUGAAGAGGCUGGGUCAGCGUUCAAACUACUGCUUCACUUAUAACUUCGUUUAUGAACUGAACUCCUUCUUACACUACAGUGAAAGAAAACAACAGCAAGGCUUGUACAGAGGUUUAUUUACUACGUCUGGUAUUAACAUUUUCUAUAGUUCCAGCUGUUUAUAAUACAGUUACCCAAAACAAGAGUAUAGCUGGAAGCAUAUAUAGUAACUACAUUUCUUAAUCCAGUAGCUGCAAGGCUAAUAAAAACAUUUGCAUUAUCAAGUAGUUAAGUUGCUUCUCAGCUCUGCAGUACAGAAGAAGUUUAAUGACUGGUAUUUAAAUAGUUCAUAAAAAUGAAAAAAGUGCGCUAUAUAUAUCUAAAUAUAUCUAUAUAUAUAACACAUUUUAGUGUACAUUCUGCACUGAUGUUAUUUGAAUGGCCUAUGUUUUUCAUUUUAGUCACAGCUUAAAAAUGAAGCCAGAGUUCAGAAAACUGCUUUAAUCAAAGUUUGGUCACAGUGUAAAAGAGCAACAUGCUAUGGUUUAAGAGCACUUGUGAUUUAAAAAGAACUAGAACACAGGAACGACAAUUAGAAACAAAAUCCAGAGUCUCACACACUUUGGUAUAAUGGUCCUGAUGAUGCUUUGUUUCAGCCUGAUUCCACAAGAGCAAACGCAGCAUGUGGCUUGUAAGCCAGCGAGAGAAUUUGUGUUAAUGCAAUUCAGAAUGACUUGUACCUUCAUGAAAGUAAAUACAUUUAGUGCCACUUAUAAAGCUUUAUGGGCAAAAGAAAAAUGGCAUCCAGUGACAGAUGAACAGAAAGAGAAGGUGGCACAAAUCCUUGCUAAGCAGUGCAUGCUGGGGACUUCUGCACACACCUAGUUUAUAGGAGCAGAACAAGCACAGCAGCUGCUAUUGCUGCCCUUCCCUGUCCAUACUCAACCCAACACUUCUUGUGGCAGCUUUGAGGCUUAUAUGAUUCUGACCUCAGUUGUUAAUUAUUCCCCUUCUGAAGGCUUUCACAUUUUUCUUCAUUUGUUGAAGUCACGUAUUUGGGAAGUUUUUGCUCUCCUGGAUUUUGCACAGAGGAAUGUAUCACCACAGACCACAUGUGGAGCCAGUCAUUUCCCCAUGUGUUGAUGGAAAGGUACAGCCUAUGGACAGUGCAGCAGGACUGACUGCAGUGAUGUGAGGCAACUGCAACUUCUGGUUUUUGUCUUGGAUGAAAAUUUUAGGAGGUCAGUUUAUCGGGCAAUUUUGUCAACUGCGUUUCCUCUGAAGUUACAUUUCUGGGGUGAUGUUUAUUCAUUGUUUAAAAAAAACCCAAACAAAAUGUUUGUUGUUUGCCUUUGAAUAGCGGAGCAUUUCCACGUAUACCUCACUGUUUUGGAGUGAACUGCAACUACCAACCGUUUGCAUUUGCGCCAA
This is a messenger RNA of Neopelma chrysocephalum (saffron-crested tyrant-manakin), 4107 nucleotides long. It is a transcript of the gene DHRS12, whose product is annotated as dehydrogenase/reductase 12. Bases 130 to 1101 code for a protein of 323 amino acids. The transcript has 10 exons. The record is from RefSeq and is a predicted model, not a curated record. Lineage: Eukaryota; Metazoa; Chordata; Aves; Passeriformes; Pipridae.